Scomber scombrus (Atlantic mackerel) is the source of this 1223-nucleotide messenger RNA. Its product is annotated as histone H2A-like. Gene Ontology annotation, molecular function: protein heterodimerization activity; structural constituent of chromatin; DNA binding. Bases 334 to 717 code for a protein of 127 amino acids. Lineage: Eukaryota; Metazoa; Chordata; Actinopteri; Scombriformes; Scombridae. The transcript has a single exon. Gene Ontology annotation, cellular component: nucleosome. The record is from RefSeq and is a predicted model, not a curated record.
GGAGAAAACCUACCCGAUAAGAGGAGACACGCUGCUCUUAAAGUGUCGGAGCAGCCGCGUAACUGUGACGCUGCUUCACACCUCCGGGUCCUCAUUGGUGAGAGGCUCCUCCUGCAGCUCAGCACCGCCUACAGGAGGUUGAAGCUCCGCUGCUUAUUGGACAAAAGUCCUUUGAAAAGGUCCGCCAAAAUGAGAGCGGGUCCCCCGCUACUAGAGCCUCAUUUCUGGUUGGUCGGGCACGAACCGUCCCGCACAUUGGCGGAUAUAUAAACCAGGUUUUCAUCGAGCAGAUUACAUUUUCUUUGAGGUCUAACUCUCGGAAAGAAGCUAAAAAUGAGCGGUAGAGGCAAAACCGGAGGCAAGGCCCGCGCCAAGGCAAAGACCCGCUCUUCCAGAGCCGGGCUCCAGUUCCCCGUUGGUCGUGUCCACAGGCAUCUGAGGAAGGGCAACUACGCCCAGCGUGUCGGUGCCGGUGCCCCCGUCUAUCUGGCGGCUGUGCUGGAGUACCUGACCGCUGAGAUCCUGGAGUUGGCUGGAAACGCUGCCAGAGACAACAAGAAGACCAGGAUCAUCCCCCGUCACCUGCAGCUGGCUGUCCGCAACGACGAGGAGCUCAACAAGCUGCUGGGUGGAGUGACCAUCGCUCAGGGUGGUGUGCUGCCCAACAUCCAGGCUGUGCUGCUGCCCAAGAAGACCGAGAAACCCGCCAAGAAGUAAAUUUGAGGCCCGGGUCUUCUACAACACAACGGCUCUUUUAAGAGCCACCCACAACUCAUAGAAGGCUCACAUCCUCAUGUCUCUAACACAUUUAUUGAUACAAUAACUGAUUGAAACAAGCAUGGUUUAUGUUGCCAGCAAUAUAUGCAUACAAAUGAUAACCAUUUACCACCUUAGUGCGAUGAUUGUGCCACACAUUACCUACUGUAUAACAAACUGGGCAGUGCAUAAGUCCAUGCUAAAGCCUGUUGAAAUUGCAUACAAACAAGCUCUGAAAAUUCUAGAUUAAAAAGCCCAACACAUACCAUCAUUGUGCCAUCUUGAAGAAAUAUGAACUCCUGAGUUGGGAAAAUAAUAAAAUAGGCAGAUUGUAUCAUGGUCUAUAAAAUCCUCAACGGACUAGCUCCACCUCCGUUAACGGAAUUUAUAUUGAAAAAACACAAAUAGGUCAACCAGAGCAGGAUCCAGAGGUGACUGUCUGGUCCCAUUUAGGAAAACUUUUUGGG